AUGAAGGCGCUCCUUCGUGCCGCUGCAGACGGUAUGCAGAUCAUCAAUCUCUCUCUUGGGGGGCCUGGUGGCUGGAGUCAAGAUCGUGAGGCUCGACUAGCAGACAUGUUAGCUAGAAACGGUACUAUCAUUGUUGCAGCGAUGGGCAAUGAAGGUCGUAUGGGGCUGUUUGAAUCAUCCUCACCAGGCGUUGCUGCCUCUGUGAUUACAGUUGCCUCUACUGAAAACGAGUUUCGGAGCAGCAACUACUUCACAGUUAGCCUUAUUCCUGCUAAAAAAGGUGAAGGGAAAACAAAAAAAGGUGGACAAGGUGAACAAAAUGAUGGUGAAUCGCGUCCAAUCCUGUAUGUUGGAGAUGUCCACAUAGAUUUCAAAAAUGUAACGCUAGUCCAAAUUGCACCUGGAACAUCCGGAAAGGUCAAGUCUGAUGCAUGUUCAGCCAUCAAGAAGGACCUAAGAGGAAAAAUUGCAUUGAUCCGUCGUGGGGAUUGUGUCUUUAAACAAAAGGUUGCAAACGCAGCUUUAGCCAAUGCGAGUGCAGUGAUCAUCAUGGACAAUGUACCAUCUGAUGGUUUUGCGGCUGAUACAGGAGGAGCUAGGAUUCCAGUCAGCACAAUCACUUUGAGUGAUGGUGAAUAUCUUUUGGAGAUGAUCAAGGAACAGAAAAAAGAAGUUGAGGGUAUUAAAUUGACAGCUGGUAAUGGCCCAAAGAAAGUUUACAGUCCCAAUGGUGGGUUCCUGUCUCCUUUUUCGUCUAUGGGUCCUGAUGCAGAAUUAAAUUCUAAGCCAGAUAUUGCAGCGCCUGGUGGCCAGAUCUGGUCUACGUUCCCUAUCAAGCUUGGCUCAUUUGCUUCACUUUCGGGCACUUCAAUGGCUACACCAUAUGUAGUAGGAUGUGUUGCUCUGUAUUUAGAGGGCCUUCCUGAUGCAGAACGAUCAGCUGAAAGCAUCAAGGCUGCUUUGCAGAAUAGUGCCCAGCCGCGACAGCAGCAGACAGGAUUCAAGGGCUAUGCCCCAGUCACCCAGCAAGGGGCCGGUCUUCUGAACAUGAUGAAUGUUUUCAAGAGUCAGGUCGAGGUCACACCGUCCUUUAUCUCUCUUAAUGACACAGUUAACAUGAACUCAAAUCAAGUAAUCACAAUCCGCAACAAUGGGAAGUCUCCUCUAGAGUACGAAGUAGAGAUCCUUCCAGCAGCUGGGCUCUUACCUUUCGACAAGAAUAUGAUGGUCGAAAAGUCGCCACAGCACAUCCGAGCUGAAGCCUCUGCCAAAAUUGCGCAGAAAUCUGUCACAGUCCCACCUGGUUCUUCCGUCACGGUCGACCUCAAGUUCACAGGCCCUGAUACGGACCCUUUAAAGUAUGUCGUUUAUUCUGGAUUUGUCCGCUUCAAACCCAAAACUAGCAGUGCCGACUUGCAUUCGAUACAUGUUCCUUAUAUGGGCAUGCAGGGUGACUACAAGACAGUCAAUGUUCUCGAUCACACCUUUGGGCUCCGUCUGUUUGAUCCUCAAGGACGCCAACUUCGGGCCAGGAGUACUACGAAAAAACAUGGCCAUUCAGGAUCGGGUCCUACAAAAGUUGAAGCCGCAGGAUCCAUCAGUCAUAGAAUCAAUUCUGAGCCCAAUGCUGACACUGCUAAAGACCCCAAUGCACUAGCCCGCCCAGUUCAAAUCCAAAACGCAAUGAAGAUAGUGUUCCGUAUGAUUACUGCAAGCAAGGUCUUGGUGCUGGAUUUAGUAGCGGCGGAAGGAGAUGAUCCUUACCAAGUCAAGAGCUAUGGCAUCCUCAAGAAUGGUGUUGCUCGGUAUAUACCUCGGAAUGACCAAAUAGAGGGCAACGCAUUCCAGGUGAUGGGAUGGGAUGGUCAAAUAUUGAAGGCUGAAGGAUCUACUUUGACUGUGGUGGAUGCACCAAAGGAACAGACCUACCGCUUACGUAUUUCGUUAUUGAAGCAUUUUGGAGACUUGGAGAACGACCAAGAUUUUGAAUCUCAUCUUUCAGCCCCAUUCACUUUAUGA
Messenger RNA from Lobosporangium transversale, 2019 nucleotides. RefSeq lists its product as hypothetical. Lineage: Eukaryota; Fungi; Mortierellomycota; Mortierellomycetes; Mortierellales; Mortierellaceae. The coding region runs from base 1 to 2019 and encodes 672 amino acids. The transcript is spliced from 2 exons. Gene Ontology annotation, cellular component: membrane; cell wall; cytosol. The record is from RefSeq and is a predicted model, not a curated record. Gene Ontology annotation, molecular function: serine-type endopeptidase activity; tripeptidyl-peptidase activity. Gene Ontology annotation, biological process: proteolysis.